This is a messenger RNA of Toxorhynchites rutilus septentrionalis, 558 nucleotides long. RefSeq lists its product as uncharacterized. Gene Ontology annotation, molecular function: prothoracicotrophic hormone activity. Lineage: Eukaryota; Metazoa; Arthropoda; Insecta; Diptera; Culicidae. Bases 1 to 558 code for a protein of 185 amino acids. The record is from RefSeq and is a predicted model, not a curated record. The transcript has 2 exons.
AUGUUUCUUCCGCCAAACUUCGAGCGCAGUAAACUAGAAACGCCAUCCAAAUCAACCUCAAUCAACUGUUUCCCGCCGGCAGAUCGUACCCACACGUAUGAGUGGGCUGGUGGAUUCACCCAGAACCAUUUCCUGGAUGAACUUAACACUGAGAACAGCGGAACUGAUAUGGACAGUAGCGCAGAGGAGUUAGAGCGGGAGUCGAACAACGUCGAAAAGAGGAAUAACUUUGGCAGGGAACUGUCCUCGGAUCUGUACACUCAGCAUCCAUCUUCAUGCGCUUGCCAAACAAAGUACGAAUUGCUCGAUCUUGGAUACACUCACUUCCCCCGCUACAUUGUUAACGCAAUCUGCCUGGAUAGGAAUUUCAACAGCCGGAAGUGCUGGCGCGGCUCUCGCUGUAGGGAAAUUCCUUACAAGGUUCGUGUUCUAACAAAGCGCUCUGAGGACGAACCUGGUGAACAGGAUAACUACUCUGCAUUACUUCCGGAACCGCUGCGAGAUUUAUGGCGUUUCAGAACUGUUACCAUUGCAGCAGCAUGUCAGUGCUCGUUGUAG